Messenger RNA from Ceratitis capitata (Mediterranean fruit fly), 706 nucleotides. Its product is annotated as putative OPA3-like protein CG13603. Bases 84 to 662 code for a protein of 192 amino acids. The transcript has 4 exons. Gene Ontology annotation, biological process: regulation of lipid metabolic process. Lineage: Eukaryota; Metazoa; Arthropoda; Insecta; Diptera; Tephritidae. Gene Ontology annotation, cellular component: mitochondrion. The record is from RefSeq and is a predicted model, not a curated record.
UCUUUCAAAUUUAUUCAAAUAAAGCUAACAAAUAAAUAUAUGUCCGUAUUCAAUUAACUCUUGAACAUUCCGUUUUGAACAAAAUGCCAGCACUGCCCGUUUUUAAACUGGGCAUGCUAGCUGUGCGCCAACUAAGUAAAUAUGUAGCCAGUUUUAUUAAACAAAAAGCAAAGGAUAAUGCUAUAUUUCGAAAUUAUUUUUGCAUACCACCGGCGCAAUGGUACAACAGAAUGGAAACGCGCACCAAAAUGUGGACAAUGAAAAUGGGUAAACCAACAAAUAUCAAACCAUUGUCAGAAGCAGCAGCCAUCGAUUUGGGUGCCAGUAUGUUGGGCGAAUUUGUAUUAUUUCUUAUCUGUGGCGCAGCGGUGGUAUCAGAAGUUUCACGACAAAUGCGUUCAGAGCGUCGCAAGCGAGAAGAAAAGCUAAAAGCAGCAAUAAAAUUAACAAACAAUAUUCUAAACAUGGAAGAAACUAUUGAACAACAAGAACAAUAUAUACAGGAAAUUAGAAAAGCACUCAAAUCCUUGGGUAAGGAUAUCAAAGCGCCACAUACGGAGAAGUUUGAAAGUAAAUUAUUAAGGCCAGUUGUUGCCACACGAUCGAUAGAUAUACAGGCUACGGCGCCAACAAAGGAUCAGCAAGUACAGGUGAACAUAUAAAUACAAAUUAUAAAAAAAAAAAAUUAUACAUUUGUAUAUAAUAA